AGUUCCAUACGAAUCGUUGAACGAACAAGGAAAAAAAACGUUUUCGUUGUCGACGUAGUUUUAUUUACAAUUCUGGUAUAAUUCAAAGUACUUUCACUUUGAAAAUACCUUCUGGCCAACUACACACGCCAUCAGAUUAAUAGAUAUCGGAUCGAAAACUGUAAAAGAAUUUGGACCAAUUUUUUGUGGUAUUGAAAUAACGCUGUGAUCGGUGGGGAAACUGUGUUUUUAACCGAAACCAGUUGAUAUACGUGGAUUGUAUACGUUCAAGCAAAAACCAAUCAUCUUCGAAAUCUUACAUAAAAUCACAAUAAGGCAAUGGAUCACUCGACCAUGGACCACGCACAUAUGGAUCAUUCAACAAUGGAUCACAGUGGACAUGCUGGACACUCGAUGGAUCAUAGCGGUCAUUUAAUGCAAUCAAACACUGACGCUCCCAUGAUAAAUCACAGUAAUCACGGUCACGGUUCAAUGGAUGGUAUGUCAAUGGCUUUCCAUUUCGGAUGCACUGAAACCAUUCUGAUUGAACAGUGGAGUAUAGACAGUGUUGGCGGUUUACUCGGUUCAAUGGUAGCUAUUAUUUUAAUGGGAGCACUGUACGAGGGCCUGAAAUAUUACCGAGAAUAUUUGUUUUGGAAGACAUACAAUAGCCUGCAGUAUAGAGCAGUUUCAGUGCCUGACAAGCCGGUAGUGAAUGAGGAUACGUCGCGAGUUGUACAUAUGGUCGGAGAAGUUAUUCAUAAACAGCCGUCAUUUCGUUCCAGACCAACAAUGCUAUCAGCCAUGCACGCCUAUCAAACGCUUUUGCACAUACUCCAAGUGACCGUGUCCUUUUUGCUGAUGUUAAUUUUUAUGACCUACAACGUAUGGCUAUGCUUGGCGGUCGUCAUUGGUGCAGCUGGUGGAUAUUUCUUAUUUGGAUGGCGUAAAUCGGUUAUCGUGGAUGUAACGGAACAUUGUCACUGAUUGGAAAUGGCCGAAAUGUGUGAUAGUUGUUGAUCGAUUGGGAUUGGCUUUUUUUAUAUCUAUAUCUCUAACACAGCGUGUGUGUGUGAACAAGCGAUGAAUUUAUGUACAGAACAUUUCCGAAU
This is a messenger RNA of Bradysia coprophila, 1091 nucleotides long. It is a transcript of the gene Ctr1A, whose product is annotated as Copper transporter 1A. The record is from RefSeq and is a predicted model, not a curated record. Gene Ontology annotation, cellular component: membrane. NCBI's taxonomy places the organism in Eukaryota, Metazoa, Arthropoda, Insecta, Diptera, Sciaridae. Gene Ontology annotation, biological process: copper ion transmembrane transport. Gene Ontology annotation, molecular function: copper ion transmembrane transporter activity.